Molecule: messenger RNA, 9816 nt
Organism: Cotesia congregata
Lineage: Eukaryota; Metazoa; Arthropoda; Insecta; Hymenoptera; Braconidae
Source: the annotation of a GenBank genome assembly
AUGACACUUAAAAAAGCUCAAUGGCUAUCGAUCGCCGGGUUGUUUUGUUUGGUCUUACCGAUCUCAGCUUCCGUGAUUGACGCCCCGCGUAAUAAUGUGGUGUCUAAUCAGUGUAUGAGUGAAGCUUGUGCUGAAGAGCGCUUAGAGACCGGAAACUGGCCAAUCUUGGACCCCAAUUGGUCUGAAGAGGACUUCGACUGGAUAGAGUUCAGUAGCAACGCCAAAAAAGCUGGGUACGAUAUAAAUUACUUUCUAGAUUGGGUGCCACAGCGUCUCACUCGUGACAAUCAAAGGAUACUUCGUUACUCCGUUAGGAUGGCGCGGUCAUACUUCGACUACGCAAUGGAAGCGAAGACUAUCAUCAAAAGAGAGAUGUAUGCGGAUUAUAUGCUAAAAAUCGCCGGGCAGUUGGGAGCAGACAUUGGUAACGUCAUCCAGGAGCUCAACGAAGCUUUUCUGUUCGAAAACAAGCUUUAUGACAUCAUUUCCGGGAACAAGUGGAGUAAGACUGAUGACAUCAGCUUGGAAGACUUGAAAAAACAGUGGCCUAGUAUCGACUGGAGCAGAUUCAUCGACAAAACUCUGAUUCCUUUUGUGGACACUAACGAGGAUCCGAUUUUCACCGUGUGGAACGCUACCUCUCUAACGGAAUUCGCUCUGUUGAUGGAGAAGACUCCCAAGCGCGUGCAAGCUAACUAUGCUGUCUGGAAGCUGAUUCAGUCCUCGGUUCCAUACCUGCCUGAGGAGUUCCGGAGAACAAGGAAGAUGUUCCUGAAACUAGUAGGCUAUCCAGAGGAGCCGCUCAGUAGUGAGUGUGCUCAGAUAGUCAUGACUAAUGUCAAGUACGCGGUGAUCAACCUGUACCUGGAUCAUUAUCAAAGCAGCCAAGGGACUAUCGAGAACAUGGUCACUGCGCUGAGCAACCAAAUGAUCAGGAUGAUUAGAGAAUCUGAUCUGGAUGACGAAGCUAAGCGUGAGGGGAUCAAGGCUAUCACUGAGAUGUCUGUUGUCUUUGGAACCUCGGAGAAGCUUUCCAUUUCGAAGGAAUUGAAGAGGUUCUACGCUGACGCGCUUGUGGUGAAGAACAACUUCUUGCAGACGCUUUUGAACCUCAAUGUCUUCAGAAUGAAGAAAGACUACAGUAACAAGGUCUUCUCUGAAGUUAUACAGCAUGAGUUUAACUCUCAUGAUCUAGCUCUUCCGGAGUACUUCGAUGGUCGUCUAUAUAUCCAGGUCUCGAUGAUUCCUAGCCCUCUAUUCAACAACGACAGACCAAUGUACAUGAACUUUGGAGCCGGAGGAUCCUACAUGGCUAUGGCAAUCGCGGAAGCGAUUGUCGACCUGGGACAGAACUCAUCCGGAAAGCUUAGGGAGCAAGCUGAGUGCUUCUCGCAUCUGUAUGAUGACCUGGAUCGAACGAAGGUUACCAAUGAUAGUGAAGAUGAAGUCCUAAGGAACAUGAUUACCCAGUACAUUGGGUUACGUGCUGCCUGGGCUACUUAUCAGAGCUGGGUAGCCAAGUACGGAACUGAACCAGCUUUAGAAGGAAUCCCUUACUCCCAAGAGCAGCUGUUCUGGAUAUCUUUUGCUCAGUCGUUCUGCUCCGAGUACAAGAAAUCCAAUGACCCGCUUGAUGGUGGCUCUUUUGGCCAAGGUGUCGUUGACUAUAAGAUGAUGAAGAUUCUAGCUAAUAUUCCGGAAAUUUCAGCGGACUUUCAGUGUCCUUAUGGGUCUCGGCUUAAUCCUGUAAAAAGAUGUUCUUGGUUUACAAGCAGACCAGUUGAUACUCCAAGAUGGAACACAAUCCAUUUCGAAAGUAAGCUUUUGCACAAGUGUAAUAUUGAAUCAUUGAUAAGCGAUGAUGGUUCCAGGUUCAACGAGCGUGUCUUGCUCUUAGCUGUGAUAGGAUUUAUCAGCUUCCUUCCAAGCUCUUCCAGCCAGCCGUCCGAUUUAGCAGCCCGAGUGAUAAAAUACCGCGACAGCAGCAUCAAUCCUUGUGAUAACUUCUACGCAUUCACCUGUGGAGGCUUCACGGAAGCCGACAAGGCUGAUGGCUACAACCUAGGAGCCAUGGCUACUAAGAACAUCAAGAAGCUGAUCCAGAAGGGAACUGCUUCUAAUGCCAAACCAUACAAGCUGAUUGAUGACAUCUACAAGACCUGCGUCAACAAGAAUGCAAGAGGACAGCAAGCUUUGGAGCUGAUGAAGAAGAUCAUCAAGAGUUUGGGGAACUGGCCGGUGUUGGAAGGUGAUAAGUGGAAGGAAGAUGACUUUAAUUGGGUUGAUUUCACAGGCAAUGCCAAGAAGGUUGGUUACAACAUCAAUUACUUCCUGGAUUGGGAACCAAAGCGUCAUGGACUAUCAAAAUUUGAAUACGUUCUCAAGAUGUCUCCAACUGACAUCGAAUCCUUCAUGGCGAAGAAACCUUCGCAGAAGCAAAUUUACAUGGAAUAUAGAUUAAAAAUAGCCGAACUUUUGGGGGCAACUAGAACCUUUAUUAAAGACAUGGCAGAAGCAUUAGACUUUGAAAGAAAGUUACUGAAUAUAAGUACCGAAAGGUGUCAAAUGAGCAACUUUACCAUCAAAGAGCUUCAGCAAAAGUGGCCCAGUAUUAAUUGGAUCGAAUUCGUUGGGAAAACUCUGACACCUUUCACGGAGGCGGACAAGCCUCUUUUGAUGGUUUCGGAUCCUGCUGCUCUUACGGAACUUGUUGAUCUUUUAGCCAAGACUCCGAAACGCGUACAAGCUAACUACGCAAUAUGGAAGAUUGUCCAGUAUUCAGUUCCUUAUCUGACUGAGGAGUUCAGGAAUGUGCAAAAGAAGUUUUAUCAGGAAGUUGGAUAUGUUGAGCAGCCUCUAGAGGAUUCUUGCGUUGAAAUGGUCAAGAAGUAUGCAGGAAUCGCUUUGCAGUACCUUCAUUUGAGCCAGUAUCAGAGCAGCCAGGUGAUUGUCAGAAAAAUGGUCGAGUAUAUUCAAAACGCGAUGAUAAAAAUGGUGGAAAGCUCGAAAACUAUGGAUGGUGUGACUAAAGAUAAGGGUGUCAAAGCUGUUAAGGGAACUCCAGUGACCAUUGGGCCGAUGGAGGAAUUGGUUAUUUCUGAAGAGUUGGAGAAAUACUACGCAGGUGCACGAGUUGUGGAAGAUAACUUACUGCAGACGGUCUUGAACUUGAAUUUGGUCAAAAUGAAGAAACCUUCUUUGUGUGUUGAUUCAGAGGAACCAGGGAUCCCGGAUGUUGUCGAGGGUCGCUUACACGUUCCAACAACCAUGAUUCCCGGACCCUUCUUCAAUGAAACUCGACCAAUGUACAUGAAUUUCGGCGCCAGUGGCACUUAUAUCUCUACCGGACUCGCCGACUUUUUCUUCCCCAGAGAAAAUCGGAAUCAAGAUUCCGUAAAAAAACAGCUUGAAUGUUUCCGACACUACUACGAUGACCUAUCUUCCGAGACAAAGCGAAAAAACCUCGAACGCAAUAGAUUCCAUGAAGACCUGAUAGUGCAGCGUCUUGGAUUCCGCAAUUCAUGGGCCGCUUACAGGACCUACACCGCCCAACAUGGCGCAGAACCUUCUCUUCCAGGGUUGCCUUACAGCGUAGACCAAUUGUUCUGGAUAUCCUUCGCGCAGUCAACUUGCUCGCAAUACUACGAGCUGAAGGAACAAAGGGACAUCAACAACAACCGAUUCAAUGCUGUUGAGUACAUGAUGACGAAGGUCCUGGCAACUGUUCCCGAGAUUUCAGAGGCUUUCCAAUGUCCUCUUGGUUCUACCCUUAAUCCUCUUCACAAAUGUCCUUGGAUUUCUGGCGUUUUGCUGCUAACUGUGAUAGGAUUGGUAUUUCUUCCGAAUUCUUCAGCAGCGGUGGUCGAUACUACGCAGAAUGACGUGGCGUCGCACAAGUGCACUGGGAACACUUGCUCGGUGGAACAAUCAGAAAUUGCGGCUCGAGUUACAAGAUACCGGGACGUCAACAUAAAUCCUUGCGACAACUUCUUCGGAUUCGCGUGUGGAGGCUACAAAAAAUCCGACAAGGCUGAUGAUUACAGUCAGCUGGAGGUCCUGAGGAACGAGAACAUCAAGAAGCUGAUCCAGAAGGGAACUUCUUCUGAUGCCAAACCGUACAAGCUGAUUGAUGACAUCUACAAGACCUGCGUCAACAAGAAUGCCAAAGGACAGCAAGCUUUGGAGCUGAUGAAGAAGAUCAUCAAGAGCUUGGGAAGCUGGCCGUUGUUGGAAGAUGAUAAUUGGAAGGAAGAUGACUUCAAUUGGAUUGAUUUCACUAGCAAUGCUAAGAAGGUCGGUUACAAUAUAAAUUACUUUUUGGAUUGGGAAUCUUCGACGAUCUACAAGGACAAGAAGAAGGUCAUCAGGUAUUCUGUUACGAUGGCUAGAACUCAUUUCAAUGGCACCAAAAGCAACGAAAUCGUUAAGCAGAAGUCAAUCUACACCGAGUUUAUGGUUAAGAUAGCAAAAUUAAUGGGCGCCAGUGACAACGCCAGCAAGGAACUGAACGACGCAUUUGAUUUCGAAGCUAAGCUCCAAGAAAUAAACGGCAGGAACGCUUCCGAUUACACACCACAAGUAACUUUAGGGAACUUUGAAAAGCAAAUCCCGGGGAUCGAAUGGAGCAAGUUCAUUGAGAAGACCUUGAAACCCUUUGUGGACCCUGAGGAGAAGCCGAUCAUGACAGCCAGGAACUUGACUGCCCUAACGGAAUUCGUUAAGCUGAUUGAGAAGACUCCCAAGCGCGUGCAAGCUAACUACGCCAUUUGGAAGCUGGUCCAGUACACGCUGCCGUUCUUGCCUAAUGAGUACCAGGAGGAGCAGAAGGCCUUCCAGAAGCAGGUAGCUUACACUGAAGCUCCGGUGGAAGACGUGUGUAUCCAAGUUGUCAAAAAGUAUGCCAAGUAUGCUGUAAACUCGCUGUACCUGGACCAGUACAAAAGCAGCCAGGAAACCAUCAAGACCAUGGUGGCGGCUGUCAAGGAAGACAUGAUUAAAAUGGUGAAGGAUUCCAAGACGCUGACUGAAGAGGAGAAGAACGGUGCUAUUGAGGUCGUUAAGAAGAUGGUCUACUCUAUUGGACCCUCGAAGAAACUUUUGGAUCCGAAAGAAUUGGAGAAGUUCUACGCGGAUGCUCAGAUUGUUGAAGACAACUUCUUACAGACGAUCUUGAACUUGAAUCUGUUCAAGCUGAAGAAGGAACUGAGCAACAAGGUCCAGUCUGAAGUCUUCCCGUUCUUCAUCGUCAAGACGAUCCAUCCUGGAAUUCCAGAGAACUUCAAUGGGUACUUGUACAUACCAAUUUCGAUGGUGUCCAGCCCAUACUUCAAUGCGAACCGUCCGAUGUACAUGAACUUGGGCGCCAGUGGGAGCUACAUAGCGACGAAUAUCUUCAAGUCGAUAUCUUUCUUUGGUCGGAAGUCUACGGAAGCUGGGGAAUUGGUCACUAACGACCGCGUUGAUUGCUUCCGCAACGAAUUCGUUAACCUGACUGACGCUUCCAAGCCCAACCUACGCAACAGAACUGUCGAAGAGAUGAUCAGCUACUUCAUGGGGCUUCGAACUGCUAGGGCUACUUACCAGAACUACGUCGCCAAAAAUGGAGCCGAGCAACCUCUUACUGGACUGACUCACACUCCUGAACAGCUCUUCUGGAUGUCGUUCUUCCAAGGGCUGUGUCCUGUUUAUUCAAAGUUGAGCGAGGCUGACCUCAACAAAGUCAACCGGGAAGCUCUGAUGGUUAAACUCAUGGCCAAUAUACCUGAAGUAGCUGCGGAUUUCAAGUGUCCUGCUGGGUCUAACCUCAAUCCUGAGAAAAGAUCCAUUUGUGCUGGUUCAAUCCCAGUACUUGAAGCAGCAGUAUGCAGCAGCGUCAUUUGCAACAAUGAAGCGGAGAGAAUCAUCAAAUUCCGCGAUGUCAGCGUGAAACCGUGCGACAAUUUCUUCCGAUUCGUCUGUGGGAAGUUUAACCAGCCUGAAUGGAUCCAAAACCAUGAAAUGGACCCACUGGCAAGAGUAGACGCUGAUACUUUGAUAAAGGAUAUGACAAGUUCUUCUUUCAAUCCCUACCAGUUUGCUGAUGAUCUCUUCAAGACCUGCAUGGAUCCUAAUUCUCUUGGAGAGAAAGAUGAAUAUAUGCUCAUCUUGCACCUGAACACCUUCCUCAGGUCGUUGGUCUUCAAAGAAGACAAGCCAAACGAGGCAAACUUCGAUUGGAUUGGAUUCACAGCCACUGCUAAGAAGCUUGGAUUCAGCACCAACUUCUUCUUGGACUUCAAACCCAGUCCUACUUAUGAUGCUCAGAACAGUUCUUUGAGAUAUUCCAUCCAGAUGGCUCCGUCGUACUUCGAUCCCUUGGUAGAUGGCAAUAACGCGACGCAGAGAGAAAUGUACCUCCAGUACAUCACCGACGUAAGACAACUCAUGGGUGAAGACGUCGACCAAAAGCAUCUGAAGAAUAUGUAUGACUUUGAAUGCAAGUUGGCUGAAAUAACAGUUCCAGAAAGUAAGUAUCACACGGAUGACAUCACCGUUGAAGAUCUCCAGAAGCGUUGGCCGAGUAUCGAUUGGAAGCGGUUGGUCGACGAAGUCUUGAUGCCUUUUGCUGAUCCGAAUGAGAAACCUGUCUUGACAGUUUGGAAUGACGAAGCUUUGACCAAGUUUGAAAAGCUGAUGAAAAAGACACCUGGACUGGUUUAUGCUCACUACUCUAUAUGGAAGGCCACGCAAUUUGGCGCUACGUUCUUCAAUAAAGAGGUCAGAGAAGUACACAAGACCUUCCACAGUCAACUGGGUCAUCCGGAAAAGCCGAGAAAAGUUGUUUGCGAAGAAGCGGUCAAGAAGUAUGCGCAGUAUGCUAUCCAGCAUAUGUAUCUAACCAAGCACAAGAAGAGUGUGGAGGUUAUCGAUGAGAUGACCAAGGCUAUCAAGAAGGAGAUGGUCAAGAUUAUCGAGGAGUCUAAGAUCUUGAACAAAGAGGAUAAGGAAGAGGGAAUCGAUAUCUUGGAAGAUAUGCCAGUUACAAUUGGUCCGUCGUCAAACUUGACUGAUUCUAAGAAAUUGGAGAAGUUUUAUGAAGGAGUUGAAGUUUUUAAAGACAAUUACCUGGAGACUAUCUUGAAGUUGAACGUCUUCUUGGCCAAAAAGGAGUAUAGUAACGCAGUUCACAAGGAAUUCUUUCAGUAUAUGGUGAAAGGUAUUCACUUUCCAGGAUUACCGGAUAACUACGCUGGGCAUCUUUACAUUCCGCUGAAUAUGAUACAAAGCGAGUCAUUUGACGCAGACCGUCCAAUGUACUUGAACUACGGCGCUGCUGGAGCAUUCAUGGCUCGCGAAAUGUUCAAAAGUCUGAGUCAUCUUGGAAGACAGUGGCUAGACAAUGGAACAGAGCUUGCAAAUGAUCACCUGGAUUGCUUCCGUAACCAAACUGUGAAGAUCUCAGAGCCUAAUCUGAAGAAAGCUAUAAGACAGCACGCAGAGAGAGAUUACAUCAGCUACAACGUUGGAUUCCGCGCUGUCUAUGCAGCUUAUCAAAAUUUUGUUAAAAAAUCUGGAGUGGAGCCAAAGCUACCGCAAUUGGGUUACACUCAAGAACAGCUGUUCUGGAUCUCGUUCGUCCACCCCGUUUGUUUUGCUAACGUCGAGCCAAACCAGCCGCGCAUUCACGGAGAUCAAAAGCUGACGAUGUUUGAAUACAUGCUUAUGAGUAUCUUGGCUAAUGAUCCGCAGAUUUCGAUUGAUUUUCAGUGUCCUCUUGGUUCUCAUAUCAAUCCUAAGAAUAAAUGUUCUUGGUUGUUGCUGCUGGUAGGAAGCAUUGGAGUCCUUUGGAUCCUUCCAAUCAUCAACGGAGCGAGCCUCACAUCUCCCGUAGGUCCAACCCACAAAUGCGUUGAUAAGGAUUGCCAGGUCGGGCGUCUGGAGAAGGCUGCUGAAAUCCUAGAAAAUCGGGACGAGAAUGUGAAACCUUGCGACAACUUCUUUAAGUAUGCCUGCGGGAAUUGGAAGGAAACACCCUGGACCAGUCUAGAAUUGUGGAGUGCUAUGAGAGGUUCUAUGAUGGAUCACACGAUUCACAAGACUACUGGGGAGGAAAAAUCUAAGGCGCACAAACUGAUCCAUGAUUUUUACACCACGUGUAUGGACGAAAAUGCUAGAGGAGACGAAGCUCUGGAGCUUUUCAAGAGCUUUGUUGUGGAUGCUUGGCCGCCUACGGCAGGUGAUAAGUUCAACGAAGCUGAUUUCUGCUGGAUGAAAUGGAUGGGCGAGGUUAAGCAAGUUGGGUUAAGCACCACUCCUUUUAUAGAUUGGGAACUUCAGUCUAAGUCAGGAGAUAGCUAUACUAUGCAUCAUAUGCUUCAUUUGCCCACUAGCUUGUUCGAAUUCAAAGCAAAUGCAGAUUACAACCAGCACUACGGUGACUACAUGAUCGUAGCAGCUCGACUUCUCGGAGCUACUGACGAGGCUAGCGAGCAGGAGCUCGACCCAGUGUUCCAGUUCGAGAAGAAGCUCUACGAUGCUACCUUGAAACCAAACCCAGGUAAGAUGGAAGACAUGACCAUCGAAGACAUGCAGAAAGAAUUCCCAGGCAUUGACUGGGCCAAGUUUGUCGAGAAGACUCUCACGCCUUUCGUGGAACCCGGUCACAAGACUAUCAUCACCGUCGAGAAUCCAGCAGCUCUGAAGGAGUUCAUCAAGGUGAUGAACGAGACGCCAAAACGCGUACAAGCUUCCUACGCUAUCUGGAAGGGAUUCCAGUACUCGAUGCCUUUUCUGACGGAAGAGUUCAAGGAGAUUCACCGCCAUUUCAUGAAGCAGAUCAAUUUCUCCGAAAUGCCGCGGAAGGAGUUCUGCGAAGGAUUGACCAAAGACUUUAUGUGGUACGGCAUCGAAGAUUGGAUCAUGGAGCAGUUCCCCUCCAGCAAGGAACUUAUCGAAGUGAUGUUCUCUAUGCUGAAGGCCAAGAUGAUAGAAAUGGCCCAGGAGUCCAAGGUGUUGACUGACGAUGAGAAGAACAAAGCAGUUGAGAUUUUAAACGCGUUAAAUUACACCAUAGGAAGUUCAAAGAAAUUUGGUGACAAGAACGAAUUAGAUGCAUUCUAUGCAGACGCGAAUGUUGACAAGGAAAACUUCCUCAAGUCAUUGAUGAAUAUGAACGCUUUUGUGAUGAAGAAGGAGAACAGCCAGAAAGUCGUUGAGGAACUCAUGAAAGACAGUGCCGGUCCGAUUUAUGAUUUUGGGAUGCCGAAGAAUCACGAGAAUCACUUGUAUUUUCCGAUCACGAUGAUACCAAGCCCAAUUUUCAAUGAGGAUCAUCCAUUGUACGUAAACUUUGGUGCGGCCGGCAGCCACAUGGCUCGAGAAAUGUUCAAUUCGCUGAAGAACCUUGGAAAAACCUGGACCGAACAAAUGGAAAAUCCCAAUGACCAGAUGAAGUGCUUCCAAAACUUGGGUCAGGGCAUCGACGAUCCAAUGUUGAAACACGCAUUUGCCGAAGGCAUCAUAGAUGAUAUCAUUGCCCAGUAUUUCGGAUUCCGUGCAGCCUACUAUGCCUAUAAACAGCUCACAGUUGACGUUGGCCCAGAAUUGGGCUUACCUGACUUACCCUAUACCGCUGACCAACUGUUCUGGAUAUCGUUCGCAAAUUCUUUAUGCAAUUUCCGGGCUGAAACGGAGAAGCUUCCUGUUCCAUUCAAAAACGGGAACAUUCUGGACUAUUCGAUGAUGACCAUGAUGAAGAAUAUCCCUGAAAUUUCAGAUGCUUUCGAAUGUCCAGCUGGUUCUAAUAUGAACUCUGCGGAAAAAUGCACCUGGUGGUGA